AUGCAGUUCACUCAGCUUCUCCUGUCGACUCUCUUCGCCUCAUCGGCAGUCUUGGCCGCCCCUGUGUCUAUGAUGGCUUCCGGCCCUGAGUGGACCAUAACGGACAUGAAGCGCGUUUGCAACGCCGCCGACACUGAGUGCACCUGGACCUUUGGCAUCGAAAUCGGCAAAGGCGCUACCACCGAUUGCACCUAUGUUGAGAAGGGCAGCGAUGCCUCCCAGAUUGUGGGAGGAGGCCCUUCUACCUGCGGCAAAUAUACCAUCACUUCGAACUGGAGCGGCCAGUUCGGGAAGGGUAAUGGUUUCACGACCUUGGCCGUUGUCGACAACCCGACCAGUCAGAUCAUCUACCCCGGCUACAAGGACACGCAGCUUGUGAACGGAACCGUCGUCAAGCCUGAUCAGAGCUAUGCCCCAGCCGCUCUCCCAUAA
Messenger RNA from Penicillium lagena, 432 nucleotides. RefSeq lists its product as uncharacterized. The transcript has a single exon. Bases 1 to 432 code for a protein of 143 amino acids. The record is from RefSeq and is a predicted model, not a curated record. NCBI's taxonomy places the organism in Eukaryota, Fungi, Ascomycota, Eurotiomycetes, Eurotiales, Aspergillaceae.